GGAGAAGAACAGUGUCCACGCCUUCUGGUGUAGUCACUGAAAGUAGGGGGAUAACUUCAGUGUCCUAAUACACUGCGCUGGCAACGAGCAGAUAAAAUGGGAGUGCGUGAGCCGGUGAAGAGCAUUUUAUUCUACCUUUGCAUCUGUAGUCAUGUUUGUACUGAAGAGUGGGAACUCACGCUGCUUCAUACCAACGAUGUCCACGCACGGGUUGAGGAGACAAGCAAGGACUCCGGCAAAUGCACCAAGCCUCCGUGUUUUGCCGGGGUGGCACGGAGAUUUACGAAAAUAAAGGAGAUCCGGAACCGAGAGAGAAAUGUGAUGCUGCUGGAUGCAGGCGAUCAAUUUCAAGGAACCGUUUGGUUUAAUGUCUAUAAGGGAGCAGAGGCUGCACAUUUUAUGAACAAACUUGGCUACGAUGCAAUGGCUCUGGGGAAUCAUGAGUUUGACAAUAAAGUGGAGGGACUUAUCAAGCCGUUUCUCCAGGAAGUGAAUUGCACAGUCCUCAGUGCUAACAUCAAAGCAGACGACACACUAGCACCACGCAUCAGUGGCCUUUAUUUCCCUUAUAAGGUAUUUGAUGUGGACUCUAAGAAAGUGGGCGUGGUGGGAUACACAUCAAAGGAGACGCCUGCUCUGUCACAAACAGGACCUAAUUUAGUGUUUGAGGAUGAGAUUGAUGCCCUCCAGCUCCAGGUUGACAAACUAAUCACUUUGGGGGUAAACAAGAUUAUCGCCCUUGGUCACUCUGGCUUCGUUACAGACAAAGAAAUAGCCAGAAGGGUAAAGGGUGUGGAUGUGGUCAUCGGAGGACAUAGUAACACCUUUCUGUACACAGGAAAACAGCCUUCCUCUGAGAUCCCGGCAGGUCCCUACCCGGUCAUAGUAAGGUCAGAGGGUGGGCGUGACGUCCCUGUGGUGCAGGCCUUUGCCUUUGGGAAAUAUCUGGGUUACCUCAAGGUUACGUUUGACGAAGCUGGCAACGUGCUCCAGUCCACAGGCAACCCCAUUCUUCUGGACAGCUCUGUACCAGAGGACCCCAGUAUUCUGGCUGAAGUCAACGAGUGGAAAAAGGCCCUGGCCAAUUACUCCUCCCAGUAUGUGGGGGAGACCUUGGUGUAUCUCAAUGGAACGUUUGAAGAGUGCAGGUUCCGAGAAUGCAACCUGGGAAACCUAAUCUGUGACGCUAUGGUACACCACAACAUUAAAUAUGCAGAUGAGCUUCAAUGGAACCAUGUUAGCUCCUGCAUCCUCCAAGGGGGAUCGAUACGGUCAUCCAUAGAUGAGCGGAGUCGAAACGGUUCCAUUACGAUGGAGGACCUCAUUGCUGUGUUGCCGUUUGGAGGCACCUAUGAUCUGGUUCAGCUGAAGGGAUCUACUCUGAGGAAGGCUUUUGAGCACUCCGUCAGGAGAUAUGGAGGGAACACAGGGGAAUUCCUUCAAGUAUCAGGAUUUCAUGUAGAGUAUGAUAUGUCGAGGCCCCCUGGGGAGCGCGCUAGGAGUAUUAGUGUGCUCUGUACGGACUGCCGAGUGCCUGUCUAUGAGCCUCUGGAUGACAGAAGGCUAUACAAGGUGGUCCUGCCCUCAUACAUGGUGGAAGGAGGAGACGGAUUCUCCAUGAUUAAAGAGGAGAACCUGAAACAUGACAGCGGUGACAUGGACAUAUCGGUGGUGGCCAGCUACAUUGCUGAGAGGAAGAAGGUGCAUCCGGCUAUAGAGGGACGUAUCAAGAUUUCCAACUCAGCUUCAGGAGGGCCUGGUCACAUGGCUCUGUUAAUCAUGCUGGGGCUAGUGAUGGCUCUGUUUGGGAGACUAUGAGAGAUCCCUGGCUGCAAUCAUGAUGCAAAGCUCACCAUUGGAUAUAUUCCUCUCACCAACAGCAUUCAAGGGAAGAGCUCAACUCUAGUUAGUCUAUUGAGUACAAAUUGAACAGGGAUAUGGUGAAUGGAUAUUUCACCAAUGCUCUCAGAUAUUUCUUUAUAAAUACUGCAGUUUGAUAUGAAAUUCGCUAUUGAAACUUCAGGGAAAAUACUGUAAAUGUAUUAUCCUAUGGCUAAAACUAGAAAUGAUGCACUGGUAAGUCUCGUGUACAGUAGCUGCUGUCAAGCUCUUGGUCUGCGAUCCAGUUAGAGUACAUAAGCAAAUGUAUUUUUAUGCUCAAACAGAUGACCGGUGCUUGUUUAAGUGUGUGCCCUUGGCAGAGCCUGCUUAACCAGCAUUAGGACUGAAGCGUUACAGAUUUUGGGAUAGAAAUGUAAAGGUAAUUUCCGAUUGAGCCGACAUAUGCAGUCUCCGCUAACGGAGGACAUUACCUUUAAAUGUCAAUCACGCUGUAACAACGAAAGUCCAUGAUACGGAUAGAAUAGACUUUGUUUAUGGGAUAGGGUGUCCAAACACAGAGCUCCAGAAUAGUUUUGUCAAUAUUUUGAAGCUCUUUUAGACAUGAAAUAUAAAUCUCUCAAGGUGGGAUAAACAAGUUGGCGAUCAACCUUUUGUAAACAUUUAGAGAAACUCUAUUUACAGGACAUACCCACUCAAAGUAAUGAGGUAGCAGGAAACUGAUACACUUGGUAUUCUUAAUUCACACAGGAAACUGCUGAGCGUGAAAAACCCAGCAGCGUUGCAGUUCUUGACACAAACCGGUGCGCCCAGCACCCUAAUACCAUACCCCGUUCAAAGG
Salvelinus namaycush (lake trout) is the source of this 2680-nucleotide messenger RNA. Its product is annotated as 5'-nucleotidase-like. Gene Ontology annotation, biological process: AMP catabolic process. The transcript is spliced from 9 exons. The record is from RefSeq and is a predicted model, not a curated record. Gene Ontology annotation, molecular function: nucleotide binding; metal ion binding; 5'-nucleotidase activity. The coding region runs from base 97 to 1818 and encodes 573 amino acids. Lineage: Eukaryota; Metazoa; Chordata; Actinopteri; Salmoniformes; Salmonidae. Gene Ontology annotation, cellular component: plasma membrane.